Molecule: messenger RNA, 186 nt
Organism: Neurospora tetrasperma FGSC 2508
Lineage: Eukaryota; Fungi; Ascomycota; Sordariomycetes; Sordariales; Sordariaceae
Exons: 1
Source: RefSeq, a predicted model, not a curated record
AUUAAUUAUAAAGUAGAAAUUAAGAAGGAUAAGAACGAUAAAGAAAUACCGCUCCCUUAUAGUCUAUUCUACAAUAUAUUUCGAAAAGAAUUUUUAAUAUUAAAGAAAACGUUUAGAAACUUCUUUAAAAAAGGGUUUAUCCGCGCUAAUAACUCCCUAGCUAUAGUACCUAUCCUCUUUAUUUAA